CAAGCACUUGUAGUGCCAUUACUUUCGCCGUCUGUCUUGAACCUUUUACCACUUCCACCCUCAUACAAAGAUAAUGUUACAAAUCAACAAUAUGUUAAAGAAAUUGAACGAAAACAACCACCCAACAUAAACUGUUGCACUGAUGCUUCAAAUUCCAAAAACAUUCGUACAUCAUACAUUCGAAAUUCAUCUACAAUAUUACCAAACAUCAUAAUAUCCUCACCGCCAGAAAUGUCAAUUGCAGAAAAAAGACCUAGUCGUGUUGUUGGGAAAUCCAAGUUUAUAGCUGCUUGA
Messenger RNA from Funneliformis caledonium, 294 nucleotides. The record is from the annotation of a GenBank genome assembly. Lineage: Eukaryota; Fungi; Glomeromycota; Glomeromycetes; Glomerales; Glomeraceae.